This is a messenger RNA of Cetraspora pellucida, 495 nucleotides long. The record is from the annotation of a GenBank genome assembly. Lineage: Eukaryota; Fungi; Glomeromycota; Glomeromycetes; Diversisporales; Gigasporaceae.
AUGUCUAUAUCAGAUGAACUUAAAGAUAUUAAUGAUAGCACACCUGAAGGUAGAAAUAAAAAUGGUAAGGAAAAUUCAGAUGAUACAAAUAUAACUAAUCGUGAAAGCCUACUUUCAAAUGACAAAAUAAUUUUAAAAAUUAGAAGAAUUAUUUACAGUUCUCUUGAACAUUAUUGGCAUGUCUCUGAACAUAUUGGAUUAAUUGCUACCUUGUUAGUUCUGAGAUUAAAAUCAAUGAAUAUGUUUUCAAAUAAAACACAAGAUAGAGCAAUUAAGGAGUUACGUGCUAAGUUUAAGACUUGGCAGAGUAUAGUUGUAGCUAACAAUCUAGUUAAAGUUGCUGAAGCAGAAGCAUCUUCCUCAUCUACACCUACAUUUAUGAAAAAAAUAUUUAGUUAUAAUCAAACUCAGAUAAACCAUAAAAUUGAAAUCAAUAAUUAUUUAAAUAAGUCAAUUAUGCUAAUUAAACCCAAAUCUAUAGAUGUUUAUAACUGA